AGAAUAAUGAGCUUGUGUGGAGCAAUAAGAGGGUGUGGCUUUUUACACACAGAGAGCAGAUAAGCUACGUUUGCCUAGCAUAGAGGGGCAGGAGUCACAGUCCUGAGCAGGGAGCAGUAACUAACUCUGCUACAUACUUCUGCUCUCUUCACAGUUUUCCUGGUAUUCCCCGGAAGCCAUAACAACUUGUACAGUCUAGGCAGAGAAGGAAACUUGAGAAAUUCCAACACGAAGACAUGAAGGACAAAGUCAGGAGAGGAGGAGGCAGAAGUCAGGCCAAGAAUGAUGACACAAGCUCUACCAGUACAGAUCUGAAAAAAGAUGAGGACACUUUCUCUGUAAAAAUACAGGGGGCAGGAGUGGAGCAGUUUGAACUGCAGGUGCAUGGAUUCUGGCUGGUUCAAGAUGCCAUAAUGACUUUGCUUUCAAGGGAUGAAGUGUUUCCACGUUCAAAUCUGUCCCUGUCUCUCGCUGGAGCAACUCUUGACCCCGUCUCACAAAUGCAAAAUCUUAAAGGAUUCAAACCUGGAUCUAUUCUUCGUCUAACUGAAGAGCCAUAUACUGCUCACUCAGCUCGACUCCACUUGUCUCGUGUACUUGAACUACUGAGAACAUCUGCACCUCAGGACGCACUGCGAGAAGGACGCUCGCCGAGUAUUUUGGACACCAUCACACAAAGUCAUACACAAGACACAAGUUUACAAAAUGGAAAGAACCUCAAACGCUCUUUAAGUAAUACAAAAACAGAAGUAACAAAUCAAGACAACACUCCUGAGUAUUUACUCCCUGGUUCUCAUGAAAGACCUCUGAUGGCUCUGCUACCAAAUAGCUCACAACCAGAGGCUCCUAGCUGUGUGAGGGACCUGAGCCUCAGCUGCUGGAAUCCUCCUCCAGGACACAGAAAGAUGCAGGGAGACUUCCUGUACAUUACCGUGGUAACAAUAGAGGGACGGCACUAUGACAUUACCUCCUGUCCAAAAGGCUUUUUUCUCAAUAGGUCUACAGAAGAAGUGUUUGAUCCCCGUCCAGCACAGUCAACUCCAGUCUGCCACUGUUUCACUGACCUUCUCUGUCACCUCAGCCCCGCAUUCAAACAAGCAUUUACCAUUCUCAAAAACAAGUUUCACUUGCCCCCACUUGAGGCCUUGCCCACCCCUUAUCACACUCUGAGCUGGUUGGGGCCGCCCUGCUCCUCUCGCGUUCAUAAAAACACAUUUAGCAGACUUGGUGUGGAUGAACAGCCAGCACAGGCUCCUGACUGGAAUGAAGAGUUACAAGCAGCCAGAGACCUUCCCCAAGGAAGCCUGGAGGAGAGACUGCAAAGAGACAAAGCUCUGCUACAGGUCAACAGUGCGUUUGUCAGAGCUGUGACUCGGGGAGCAGAAAAUAUCAUAGAUGGUUUUGUGGAACCUGUCAAUGGAAAUCCUGAGGACCCAGCAUUCCUGUGGGACGGUCUGUUUAUGAGCCAAGGAGCUGCAAGUGAUGUGUUUGGUGGAGAAAGAGGUCGGAGAGCGGCUCAGAGACUGGAGCUGAAGGGGGUCCAGUCCUACAGUGACAUAGAGGGGCCUAAGGGGCUGCACACUCUGCCCACAGCGGUGGUGGACUACAGAGGGGUGCGUCUUUCUGCUCAGGGCCUGGCUCCAGGAAUAGAAGGCUCAGAGCAAGACCAGGAAGCACCUCCAGCAUCAAGAGGCCUUCUGUAUGGAGUGAAUGCUGGACCCCAAGAAUCCCCUCAGCGCAGACGUCUACUUGAACACUUAGCACAAGCAGCCAAAGCUCUCUCCAUUCAAAGACAUGUCAUUGUGUCUCCCAAAGGAAAUGUGGUGCCACUCUUCACAUCCAUUGAUGCACAGGGGCUUGUAGGAGCUGAUCGGAGGUUUUAUGUGCUUGACGUCUUUAGAAGCUUCCCCGCUGAUGCCAACUUUUGUCCAGAAGCAGAUAAAGAAAAGGAGGGUGUUCUUGCUGAAGAUAUAGACCAAGAAAAUUGUCAAGAUGAAGUUAAAACAGCUUUUUGGCCUGACAAUUACUGUUCAGACACUGGAUUUCCAAAGUCUUUUCCUCAUGGGCUCUGUAGACUAAGACCAGAGUUGCUCCAGACAUUUAUUCAGCACAAACAUAAUCAGUUCAGUCAGAUUGUGAGAGAGAAGCUUGAUGAAAAUGGGGGUUUUGAAGAGUGUGCGGCAGCAGGUGACUCUCGGUCUACAAAUGCUGUCAAAGAAGCUUGUAAAGAAGUGGGUUCAGUCAGUGAUAUUAUUUUUGAGAUGCGCUUCAAUCCAAGUAUUUACGCCCCAGGGGUGAAAUUCCCUCGUACUGAAAAUGCAUCAACAAAUCUGCAGAGGAGGUUACUGCAGGAGGCAUCAGCCUUCAUAAUCACACAUCAGAUCCCUGCUUUUGUGGAUUAUUGUUUAGAAAAUAAUGAAGUUCCAGUUGAUGGUGCUUCCUUGAAAAAGGCCCUACACCAUAAAGGAAUCAACCUUCGCUAUUUGGGUCAUGUGGUUAAGGCUAUCAACCAAUCGGAAGACAAGGAGAGACUAAGGCACAUACUGAGGACAGCAAUCAGUGAAAUCUUUAUACGCUCAACAAAAAGAAUAUUCAACAGCUUUGUGCAGGGUGUGGAUGUGUCAAGUCUCUCUGCAGCUGUCAGUCACUUCCUGUGCUGCCUGUUGGUCCCACACUACACACCUGCUUCCAUUGGGGACGACAUGAAAAAGAAAUCACGACGAAGGGGCCGUGGGGCUGGGCCCUCUGAGAGCACACCUUGGAGCACUCUGACAGCAGCGGAACUCUGGAACAUGGUGUGCCAGGAUGCAGCCGAGACAUAUGGCAUCUCUGACAUACUAGGCACUGGCCCAAGCCACCUGGUUGAGCAGUAUGGCCUUCAGAAACUGUCUCUGCUUAGGGAGUUUUGUUUGAAGACUGGAGUACAGUUGAGGCUUAAAGAUUAUUUCCUGGACAACCAAAACAAAGCUCCACUCAAUCCAGAUGAUAUUCUUAACAUCUUCCCUGUUGUAAAGCACCUCCACAUGCCGAUUGUAGAUGCAUCAAAGGCUUUUCGCACAGCCCAGAUCUCAUUACAGAAAGGUCUCUUGGAUCAAGCUUAUGAGCAGCUGAAAGAAGCUACCUACUUAUAUGGCCGGGUAUGUGAUGAUCUUCAUCCUGAGGCAUGUUACUGUCACAGUGUUCUUGCCAGAGUGGCUUUCCUCAAGGGCAAGUCAGCAGAGGCUCGUAGUAUUCAACUAAAAGCAGUAGUUAUCAGUGAAAGAGUGGUUGGUUUUGACCAUCCAGACACUAUCCAGCAAUAUGCACUUUUAGCUGUGUACAUGCAUGCUGGAGGAGAGACGGCACUGGCUCAGAAAUGCCUGCUAAGAGCACGUCUUCUAAUGCUCACAGUCCAUGGAGAGGAUCACCCUUACACUGCUGCAUUAGAUAGUUGUCUGGGGCUAGUGAUGACAGGGAGUCAGUCAGAGCAAUACCUUAAGAAUGCACUCAAGCUCAACAUAUCCUUCUUUGGAGCCACUAAUCUGAACACGGCUCUCAGCCAGCACCUCUUGGCCCAGUUCAUGUGCAGCAAAGGUGACUAUAGAAGUGCUAUGGCACAUGAAAAAGAAGCGCUUUCAGCAUUUACCUCUAUGUUUGGAGAAGAUCAUGCUCAGACUCGCUGCAGCACAGAGUUUCUGGGCACCAUAACCAAACAAGCUGUAUGGGUGGAGAGGUCUAUCAGACAAGCUGGACCUGAUUGUUUUGAGCAAACAGUAGAGUGUCUCACUCCGACAGCUGAAACGAUUUUGGAGCAGAUGGUUCUGGUCACAGGAAUCAGAAAGAUUGUGGAGAGUGACAGGUUCCAGGAGUAUAAGCUGAAACAUAAGGAAAGAAAAGCUGCAGUGGCGAAAGAAGUAAUUGAAAGUUUACUUUCAAAGGCCAGCACUUCAGAGAAAGCCAGCAAAGACGAGAAACAGACCAUAAACCAAGAAAAAGAAAGCACAAACAAGGCUGCGAACAGUGAGGACAUAGAAGCUGAAGAAAAAAAAGCAAGUGAUAAUGAGCCAUUUGGUGAGACAAAUGAUGUGGAUUCAAUUAGUAGUGACACAGGUGAUGCAGGUGGAUCCGAUUCACCAACAGAUGAAGAGACCAAAGAUAAACAAGAGGCUGACGGUUUAAACGGAGAAAUCAAUGAAGCCACUGAGACCGUUGCAAAUCCGUCGGUUCUCAAGGCCAUGACUUGGGCUGAUGUUGUCUCAAAGCCAGUUGUAGCAAAUGGACCAGUGGGCAAUGUCCCAGUGGUUAAUGGGGGCUUAGAGAUGGCCCAAAACAGUGAGCCUGAGGAAUAAAAAAUGAGGGCACAGAAAGUAUGACAGCUGUCCAAGAUAUCCAAUUGUGUUUUGAUUCCCAAAAGAAUGAAGAAAACAAACCACAGGUGUUAGAAGACAAGUAUUACUGCUCAGAAGAUGGUGUUCGUAUAAAAAGGCUUUUACUUCAAUAAACUUUUUACUUUUUUGGAAA
Messenger RNA from Boleophthalmus pectinirostris (great blue-spotted mudskipper), 4500 nucleotides. RefSeq names its product clustered mitochondria protein homolog. The record is from RefSeq and is a predicted model, not a curated record. Gene Ontology annotation, cellular component: cytoplasm. Gene Ontology annotation, molecular function: mRNA binding; protein binding. The coding region runs from base 237 to 4328 and encodes 1363 amino acids. NCBI's taxonomy places the organism in Eukaryota, Metazoa, Chordata, Actinopteri, Gobiiformes, Gobiidae. The transcript is spliced from 28 exons. Gene Ontology annotation, biological process: intracellular distribution of mitochondria.